GAAAUGUUCCAUGCAUGACUGUUACUUUAUGCUUUUAAACAUGCCAUCAUCUGUUGGUAAGCUCAUUGUCCUUUGAUGUAUUGCCUUCAGCACCUGUUGAGAAAUAUGUUUUGCAAAUGCACAUGCAAAUGCACUCUCUCUCACACACACACACACACACACACAAAGAUCAGACUUUACAGUACAGCUUAAGUGGGGAACUGACAAGGUAGCAGACAAUACAUGGAGAAAACAUAUUUCUCAUUCUUUAUACUGUUCAGUAUUGUUGUGAAGAUGAAGAGAUUCACUUAUGGAAGUUUCACUUGUCUUUUGUGUCUGAUGGUCUUAACAAUUCAUGGAGAGAUCAAACCAGAGUAUUUAGCAGCCGUUCAACAGGGACAGUUCAUGCUUGACAAGAGAAACACCAGCACACUUUGGCAGAAUAGCACAACUCCAGAGUCCCAUUAUGUCUUGAUGACAGUUAUUCCCAAGACAUUUAAUGGCAUGAUCAGAAGAAAGAGGGAUUGGUUGAUUCCCCAUGUCAGCAUUCCAGAAAAUGAUAAAGGCCCGUUCCCAAAGGAAGUGGUGAAGAUGAAGUCCACCGCUGCUGAUUCCAUGAGAAUGAUUUAUAAAAUCACAGGUGCAGGAGCAGAUCAGCCUCCCAAGGGUCUUUUCACAGUGGACAAAUAUACAGGCAUGUUAUGGGUCACCAAAAGCCUGGACAGAGAGGAAACUGAAGAAUACAUUCUCACAACUCAUGCUUCAGCACAGGAUCAAAGCUUCAUUGAAACCCCUGUCAAACUCACCAUCAAAGUUAUUGACCAAAAUGACAACAAACCCUUGUGUACCCAGGAUCCUUUUAUGGGAGAAGUCCCAGAAAGGGCAAAACAAAAUGCGCCCGUCAUAAAAGUGACGGUAAAAGACAUUGAUGACCCAGAAACUGCAAAUGGCAUUGUGCGUUACAAGCUGGUAAGACAGGAACCCAACGGUGGGGUGUUUCACAUUGACUCAGCCAGUGGAGUCAUCAGCCUGGCCACUAUAGGCAUUUUGGACAGAGAGAAUCAAGCUGUGUAUAAGCUGGCUGUGGAAGCAGCAGAUAUGGAUGGUCACGGUCUUUCUUCCACCUGUAUGGUCAUCAUCAAAAUUACUGAUAGCAAUGAUCACGCCCCUAAGUUCCGCCUAAAAAAGUAUGAGGGUACAGUACAAGAAAAUAAGGCUGAGGAAAUUGUUGCGAAGUUGUAUGUCACAGAUAGAGAUGAGCCUUUAACUGCAAACUCAGUGGCAAAGUUCACCAUCAUCCAGGGCAAUGAGAAAGGGUUCUUCAACAUCAGCACCGGCCCCAGCGGGAUGGAGGGAAUCAUCAUGACAUCAAAAGGUCUGGACUUCGAGCAGACCAACAGUUUCUCUCUGCUGGUGGUGGUCAAGAACGAGGUUCCUUUUGCUGUUCCUUUGGCCACCUCCACUGCUACCGUCACCAUCACAGUGCAGGAUGUAAAUGAGCCGCCUGUCUUUGAACCUGCGGAGAAACAGAUCAUGUUUCAUGAGGACCUCAAAGUGGGCAGCACUAUCUCCAAAUACACAGCCAGUGACCCAGAUACUGCUAGAGAGCAGAAAAUAAGAUAUAAGUUGCUGCAAGACAUUGCAAACUGGCUGGAGAUCGCAGAGGACACUGGACUCAUCAAAGUCAGGAGCUCACUGGACAGAGAGGCCCCGUUCAUAAGAAAUGAACAGUACACGGUCUUAGUACUGGCUUAUGACAAUGAUGACGAGCCCGCCACAGGAACAGGCACAUUAGUGAUUAAGCUGUUGGACAUUAAUGACAACGCUCCAGUGCUGGAGGAGCACAGAGUCCUGAUGUGUCUCAUCGAACCGAAACCCGUCCGUCUGACCAUCACAGACCCAGACGGCCCAGAAAACGGCCCACCCUUCACCAUAGAGCUAAAUACAGAAUAUCAAAGCAACUGGACUAUCAUCAGCAACUCCAGCAGCAGUGUGGUGUUGCUGAAGCCGCUCAGACGUCUGGCUCUUGGCGAAUAUAGCCUGGUAUUGCGUAUGUAUGACUCCAAGAGGUUAUUUCAGAACAGUUCUAUCAUAGUGGAGGUGUGUGACUGUAAGGGUGAUGACGUUACCUGCUCCAGCGGCAUAUAUGCUGCUGCUGCCAUCACUCUGUCCAUCUAUGUGCUAGCGGCCAUCUUAUGCUUUCUUGUGCUGUUACUGUUGCUUCUUCUCCUGAAGAGGAGAUGUGGGAGAAAAGUUCAGUGGGAACAGUUCAACCAUAGAGACGAAGACAGGGACAAUAUUUUAUGUUACAGUGAGGAAGGAGGAGGCGAACAGGACCAGGAUUUUGAUAUGGCCCUAUUGUGCAGCAGACUAGAGGUUUCCUCUACUGAUAUUGCCCCAAUGGCCUCACCAACGGUCUUCUAUCGGCAACAUCCAGAUGAGACUGAAGAUAUCGAAAGCUUCAUUUAUGAGAAUUUGUGCACAGCAAAUGAUGACCACUAUGUGGCACCGUAUGACUCCGUGCUGGUGUUUGCUCAUGAGGGCGAGGGGUCUGAAUCCGGAUCUCUCAGCUCUCUGCAAUUGUCCAUCAGUGAUGGAGAUCAGGACUUCCAGCAUCUGCAGAACUGGGGACCUCAGUUCAGAAGACUGGCUGAUAUGUUUGCUGGAGGAGAAGAAGAGUGAUAUGUGCUCUGAUUACUAUAUAGGAGUAUGUAUAUAAAAGUGUGAUGUGAAAUGUGUUACCAGAUAUGGUGCAAGUCAUUAAAGGAAUAUAGUUCUCCCAAAAAUGAAAAUGUGCUGAAAAUUGACUCGCCUUCAGGGCAUCUGAGAUGUAGAUGAGUUUGUUUCUUCAUAUAAACAGUUUUGAAGAAAUGUAUUAUUACAUUACUUGCUCAUUAAUGGAUCCUCUGCAGUGAAUGGGUGCCGCCAGAAUGAGAGUCCAAACAGCUGAUAAAAUCAUCACAAUAGUCCUCAUGUAAUCCACACGACUUUUCGCUUCACAAGAUGAUAAUUGAUAAACUGGAGUUGUGUGGAUUAUUGUGAUGUUUUUAAUCAGCUGUUUUGACUCUCUUCUGACGGCACCCAUUCACUAAAUGCAAGUGAUAUAAUACGAAAUUGCUCCAGAUCUGUUCUGAUGAAGAAACAAACUCACUGCCACAGUAUGGUGGAUCUUGUUUUGUUUUUUUUUAACACAUUUUAUAUUUGCAUUAUGCAACUGAAGCUGUUGAAUUGACUGAAUGUAAGACAAGCACCUGUAAUUGAAUUUUUAUUCUGCAUGAGUUAAUGUAAGUUGUUUACUGAAGAUUUUACUUUUUGUUUAAUACAGUACUUUAUCUCAUUAUAUUGUUGUAUUUACUUUUUAUUGUAUAAAAUGCAUAAUGU
Onychostoma macrolepis is the source of this 3360-nucleotide messenger RNA. Its product is annotated as B-cadherin-like. Bases 223 to 2661 code for a protein of 812 amino acids. Gene Ontology annotation, molecular function: cadherin binding; calcium ion binding. NCBI's taxonomy places the organism in Eukaryota, Metazoa, Chordata, Actinopteri, Cypriniformes, Cyprinidae. The record is from RefSeq and is a predicted model, not a curated record. The transcript is spliced from 15 exons. Gene Ontology annotation, biological process: homophilic cell-cell adhesion; cell-cell junction assembly; cell morphogenesis. Gene Ontology annotation, cellular component: plasma membrane; catenin complex; adherens junction.